Messenger RNA from Otolemur garnettii (small-eared galago), 2677 nucleotides. It is a transcript of the gene CRTC2, whose product is annotated as CREB regulated transcription coactivator 2. Gene Ontology annotation, cellular component: cytoplasm; nucleus. Gene Ontology annotation, biological process: protein homotetramerization; positive regulation of transcription by RNA polymerase II. The transcript is spliced from 14 exons. Bases 168 to 2243 code for a protein of 691 amino acids. NCBI's taxonomy places the organism in Eukaryota, Metazoa, Chordata, Mammalia, Primates, Galagidae. The record is from RefSeq and is a predicted model, not a curated record. Gene Ontology annotation, molecular function: cAMP response element binding protein binding.
GGCGCGCAGCAGGUCAGGGCUAGGCUGCGCCGGGUUCGUGGUGGGGCUGAGGCGGCGGGGGCGGGGGCGGCGGCGGGGGGGGCUACGGCUGGAGGAGCCGGGCCGGAGCCCGCCGCGGAAGCCGUGGCUUGUACUGCGAGGGUGGCGGGGAGGGGCGGGGGAGGAAGAUGGCGACGUCGGGGGCGAACGGGCCUGGCUCGGCCACAACUUCAGCUUCCAAUCCGCGCAAAUUUAGUGAGAAGAUCGCGCUGCAGAAGCAGCGUCAGGCCGAGGAGACGGCGGCCUUCGAGGAGGUGAUGAUGGACAUCGGCUCCACCCGGUUGCAGGCCCAAAAACUACGGCUGGCAUACACAAGGAGCUCCCAUUAUGGUGGUUCUCUACCCGAUGUCAACCAGAUUGGCUGCAGCCUGGCUGAGUUCCAGAGCCCCCUCCACUCACCUUUAGAUUCAUCAAGGAGCACGAGGCACCAUGGGCUGGUGGAACGGGUGCAACGAGAUGCCCGCAGAAUGGUGUCCCCUCUCCGCCGUUACCCCCGCCAUAUUGACAGCUCUCCUUAUAGUCCUGCUUAUUUAUCUCCUCCCCCAGAGUCCAGCUGGAGAAGGAUGGUGCCCUGGGGGAAUUUCUCUGCAGAGAAGGGGCAGUUGUUUCGACUACCGUCUGCACUUAACAGGACAAGCUCUGACUCUGCCCUUCACACAAGCGUGAUGAACCCCAGUCCCCAGGACACUUAUCCAGUCCCCACACCUCCCAGCAUCCUGCCUAGCCGACGUGGGGGUUUUCUGGAUGGUGAAAUGGACUCCAAAGUCCCUGCUAUUGAGGAGAACUUGCUAGAUGACAAGCAUUUGCUGAAACCAUGGGAUGCUAAGAAGCUGUCAUCAUCUUCCUCCCGACCUCGGUCCUGUGAAGUCCCUGGAAUUAACAUCUUUCCGUCUCCUGACCAGCCUGCCAGUGUGCCUGUCCUCCCACCUGCUAUGAACACGGGGGGCUCCCUACCUGACCUCACCAAUCUGCACUUUCCCCCACCGCUGCCCACUCCCCUGGAUCCCGAAGAGACAGCUUACCCUAGCUUGAGUGGGGGCAACAGUACGUCCAAUUUGACCCACACCAUGACCCACCUGGGCAUCAGUGGAGGCCUGGGCCUGGGCCCGGGCUAUGAUGUACCAGGACUUCACUCACCUCUCAGCCACCCAUCCCUGCAGUCCUCCCUAAGCAAUCCUAAUCUCCAGGCUUCUCUGAGCAGUCCCCAGCCCCAGCUCCAGGGCUCCCACAGCCAUCCCUCACUACCAGCCUCCUCCUUGGCCCGCCAUGCACUGCCCACUACUUCCCUGGGCCAUCCCUCACUCAGUGCCCCUGCCCUUUCCUCCUCCUCCUCCUCUACUUCAUCCCCUGUUCUGGGUGCCCUCCCUUACCCAGCUUCUACCCCUGGGGCCUCUCCCCGCCACCGCCGUGUGCCCCUCAGCCCCCUGAGUUUGCCUGUGGGCCCAGCCGACGCCAGAAGGUCCCAACAGCAGCUGCCCAAACAGUUUUCGCCAACAAUGUCACCCACCUUGUCUUCCAUCACUCAGGGCGUCCCCCUGGACACCAGUAAACUGCCCACUGACCAGCGGCUGCCCCCAUACCCUUAUACCCCCCCAAGUCUGGUUCUGCCCACCCAGCCACCCACCCCAAAGCCUCUACAGCAGCCAGGGCUGCCCUCUCAGGCCUGCUCAGUGCAGCCCUCAGGUGGCCAGCCCCCAGGCAGACAGCUGCACUACGCAACACUAUACACACCUGGGCCCAGUGGGCACAGGCAGCAGUCUUACCACCGACCAAUGAAUGACUUCAGCCUGGGGAACCUGGAGCAGUUCAGCAUGGAGAGCCCAUCAGCCAGCCUGGCACUGGAUCCCUCUGGCUUUUCUGAAGGGCCUGGAUUUUCAGGGGGAGAAAGGCCAGUAGGUGGCCCCCAGGAUUCCCACACUCUCAACCACGAGAACUUGACCCAUUGUUCCCGCCAUGGCUCAGAGCCUAACAUCAUCCUCACAGAAGACUCUUCUCCAGGUUUCUCUAAGGAGAUUGCAGCAGCCCUGGCCGGAGUGCCUGGCUUUGAGGUGUCCACAGCUGGGUUGGAACUGGGACUGGGGCUAGAAGAUGAGCUACACAUGGAGCCACUGGGCCUAGAAGGGCUCAACAUGCUGAGUGACCCCUGCGCCCUGCUGCCCGACCCUGCAGUAGAGGAUUCAUUCCGCAGUGACCGGCUCCAGUGAGGGACAUCGUCAACAUCCCUUUUUUUGGCCCUGUCCCCUAUCAUGGUCCCUUCCCUCCCUUCCCCCUGGCCAGUAGAGACUCUACUCUCUGCCCCCAGAUCCUCUUUCUAGCAUGAAUGAAGAAUUCCAAGAAUGAGAAAAAGCCACGGGUUUGUCCAGGUUUCUUCUGUAUUCUGCACAAGGGGUAGGCCUGGGGGAGCUCAAGGGAGGGACUAAAGCCUUUGUAACUUUGAACCAUCUGUAUGGAGGUCAGAGCCUGUUGGAGAGCAGGGGGUAGAGGGGGGCCCUGGAGGUAGGGCUUGUCCAGAUGCCUAGGGGUGAGCAGUGCACCAGCCCCUCCUCACCACUCUUCCCCUUGCAGUUGGAGGAGAGAGCCAGAGUGGAUGUUAUUUUUUAUUAAUUAUAUUAUAUGUUAAUAAAAAAAUCUUAUCAAA